This is a messenger RNA of Rotaria sp. Silwood1, 1878 nucleotides long. The record is from the annotation of a GenBank genome assembly. NCBI's taxonomy places the organism in Eukaryota, Metazoa, Rotifera, Eurotatoria, Philodinida, Philodinidae.
AUGAUUCGAUCACGCUGUCCUCGUCCACAAGAAAAAUCCGAAUCAAUUGAAUAUCAUAUAUCCAAUUCACAAAUAUCAUUAUUAUUAUUAUCGUCAGCACCAAAAGCAUCUAAGAAUACUUCGAAUAAAUUCUCUCGACAUUCACGUCCAACUUUAUUUACAUUUCCAUCAAAUGCAACACUCAAAGAAAUUUUAUCAGACAAAGAUUUUAUUGAUCUAGCUUCGAAACAUUCAUCAAUAUCAGUAAUUACUACAGAUGGUGAUAAACAGGAGAAUGAUGCUCAUUUUGAAUUAGAUGGAAAAAUAUUAGAUGAAAAUCAACAAUUUUCAACAUUUGUUUCAAAAGAAUCAUUUCUAUUAGUUAUUAAUAAUAAUAUCAAAUUAAAAUUUCAUGAAACAAAACGUAUUCAACCAAAUAUUGCAACCAUAAAUAUACAUCGUAAAGAUUUAAUUCGUCGUCUUCCAAUUGAAAAUGGUCAACGAGUAGCAUCUAGUGAGCAACUUAAAUAUCCAAAUGAAAGUUUAGAUUUAUUAUUUGAUACAUUACAUGGUGAAUUGAUCUAUUUAACUGAAUAUUUACAAAGUCAUUUUGGUGAAAGACAUCAAUUUACAACAUAUCCAAUACAACAACAACAACAAACAAUAUCUGAUGAAAAACAAUGGAAUGAAUGGGAAACAGGUUUAUAUAGAAUGCAUGGAGAUCAAGAUGAUACAGUCAAUAUCGCUGUAGUUGCAGAUUGGGGUGCUGGGACAAUGGAGUCUGCACUUGUUGCUCGUGCAAUGAUGAAUGGUUUAGAUUUAACUUUUCAACAACAAAAAGCAACACAUAAUUUACCACAUUAUUCAAUUCAUUUAGGUGAUAUUUAUUAUGUUGGUUUACCAACAGAAAUUGAACAUUGUUGUCUUGGGAUAAAACCACAUUGGGCAGAUCGAGGUGUUCGAUGGCCUAUCGGACAAAAUGGUAGUUUUACAAUUCCUGGAAAUCAUGAAUUGUAUAGUCGUGGCUUUGGUUAUUGGGAUUAUUUUUUACCAAACGUUGGUUUAUUCAAUCCAGAAGAUUUAACAUGUCCUACACAAGCACAGAAAACUUCCUAUUGGGUAUUAGAAAAUGAUCAAUGGAGGAUAAUUGCACUUGAUACUGGUUACGAUUCAUAUUCAUUAUUAACUAUUGAUAAUCAUUCAAUUAAAUUACCAUCAGAAUUAAUCGAUUGGUUAAAAACAGUUGUUGGUCUUAAUCCACAAAUGACUGAUAAACGUGGUUUAUUAUUUUUCUCACAUCAUCAAGUUAUUAGUGCUUGGAAUGAAAAACCAAAUACAGAUUUUCCUGAUCAAAUCGCAUCAUUAUUACCAGAGGGAAAGACAGUUCUCUAUUUAUGGGGUCAUGAACAUCGGUUGAGUUUUUAUGAAAAACAAACGAUUGAACCAGUGAUAAAUUCAGGUAAAAAAUUAACGUUCUAUGGUCGAUGUAUUGGUAAUUCUGGUUUUCCGACAUUGGCAACAGAACUUCCGGUCAAAGCUCGUGAAACAAAAUUAUUAUUUUAUGAUGAUCGAUUAUUUAAUGUCGAAGGUGAUCAUGCUUGGACAGAUAUGGCAUUAGGUUUUAAUGGAUUUGUUACAAUGAAAUUUGUACGUCCGAAGCAAUCAGGUGAUACAAGCUUAUAUUUAACUUAUAAAAGUUUAAGUUUGAAUGAAAAUGGACACUUAACAGAUGAAAACCCAACUAUUUUGGUUAAUGAAGAAUGGUCUGUUGAUUCAAAUGGAAAUGUUAUUCUUAAUAAAAUAGAACCAAUCAAUCAAGAAAUUACACAAAGUCUACACAUUGCAUUGAGCGGACAACAAUCACCAUCAAAUGUAUCAACUUGCUGUACAAUCUCAUAA